GUCAAAGCUUUAGAAGCUGUAUUGGGACAGCUAAGAAAGUUUUUGCUUGAUCACAUUGCCGUUCCUAUUUUUGAGAAAACUUAAGAGUUAGAACUUAAAUUUCUUUGCUUAAAUAUUUGAAUGUGCUUGAGAUUAAUACGUCUUUCUUUGUCCAGUACGUUGCUCAAAUAUCCCAGGAGCGUACAGCUCCAGCAGAUACCUGGGUUGAUAGAACUCAGCCAUCUCUCCAUUCAACUCCUGCUCAACAGGCUGGGAUUAAUUGUUUCUGAUUAUUCCUUUUCAUUGAAGUGGGAUCCUUUAUUCAAACGUGAAACUCAUAUCUUGAACCUAAAAUCACACAAUCAGGACUGUCACUUUUUGGAGAUCGUGGACUUGGAGUUGUGCGUUCAACAGGACUUAGUCGAUCCGUGCUGCUGCUCCUAUAGUUACUCAGUUGUAACAAUUUCUUCUUUCUUUGGCAGUAGUUCAUUACCAAUCACAAGGAACCAGCCCCAAGCAUAUAUGACAAGAUUGAGACAGGGUACUCGCAGUUGCCAGAGCCCAACUAUCAUUCAUCUUAUUCUUCUCACUUAGGAAGUGCAAAUGGAUCCUCCGAUGUUGGGAGGUAUGGGUCCUCCAGCUUGGGUGGAUAUAGCAGUUAUCGGUAUUGAGCUGUUACCACGGAUUGCCUUGCAUGAUUAAUUCGUUUCUAUGAAUGGAUGACUAUUAGGACAGCUGAGAGAUUUUGUAGUGUAUUUGUCAUUUUAUAACAUAAGAAAGAAGAGAUGCUUGAUGCUACUUGAUCUUCUAGUAUUGUUCUUCUUGCCCUUCUGUUGUCUCUUAUGUUCAUAAUGCUUAUUAAGUUAGUACACAAGAACAGUAACUUCCUGACGAACUUGAUUGAAAUUUGGUACUACCGGUGAUGUUAUUUAUAAGCAGAUUCUUGAGGGGAGAGGGAGUCUUUUAUAUGCCGGUGACAGCUAGUCAGGUUUAGUGAGCUGUUGACGGAUAACGGUUGAGUCUUGGUUUCGUUAGUAUAGUAAUGAUACUCAACUGUAGUUGACCAGUACUCUCUCCGUCUUAAAAAUUUUGUUUAAAUAAAUUAAUACCACUUCG
This is a messenger RNA of Rubroshorea leprosula, 1095 nucleotides long. The record is from the annotation of a GenBank genome assembly. NCBI's taxonomy places the organism in Eukaryota, Viridiplantae, Streptophyta, Magnoliopsida, Malvales, Dipterocarpaceae.